AUGACCCUCACCAGAACUGCUGCAGAUGAGCUGUGGUCCACUGGUCGCGGCCGGGGUCUGGGAAGCAAAAGUUGGGCGGGAGGACACCCCAGAGCGCCACCAGAGGCUGCGGAUGACGUCUCCUGGCCUCGGAGCUGGACCUGGAACGGCUCUGCCAAUGGCGAGGCGGGCGAGGCGCAGGCUGUGGCGCCCCUCGCUGGUCAAUUUGUAAUACUUCCUGACUGGACUGUGCAGUACGGAGAACGGUACCACCACACUUCUGCGUGGCUGAGGGCUGGUUGGGUUGGGACUGGGGACUGGCAGUGUGAGGCACUUGAGGCACUGAGGUACUCUGCAUUAGCACCGUUCAGUUUCGCCGGAAAGCUGUUAGCUCCCAGGGAAUACCGGAUGCAGUCUGCGUGGAGAAUCGUUAGUGUUCUGGAACUGCUGAAGGUGGCCAGGCAUGCUGACUGUUGGACCCUGCCCCGAGCUGUCAAAGGGGCGUCGAACGCCUCGCUGACAGCGGCAUCGCGGCAGCGCGGGUCCUCCAGUCCUGUAGUCUGUAUUGUACCUGCCCCUCCUCUUGCCUCUAUGCCAGGGCCCAAGGCAAGCACUUCUUUGCUUCUUCGACCCAUGUCCCGCGCGACGUUUCCCGCGAUUCUGGGGCCACCCCCCUGGUGCUCUGGGGGGGAACCAUUCCUGGUCGUUUUGCAAGGAACGUCCCAAUGGUGUCACACCCCCCUCUCCCACCCCCUACUCCCUGACAAGAUCGAGGGGAUAUCUGUCGUGAGAUCCAGCAGCCCAAUCCAGCCCAGCGUCCGGGACCGUGCUUCCUGGGACUCUUUUCCCAGGAAAAAGGAGGAAGGGUCCUUCGUCAAGCUCGGCCAGGAACCUUCAACGGGUUUCUUUCUGCUCGAACUCGAAUGCUUCUACACAUGCCCGGCACACAACAAGACUUCGUGUGAGAGCCACUCUGCAGGUCGUUGCUUCUUCGGCGGUGCCGUUAUUGCCCCCAGGCAAACGUGGGCAAGACUUCCUACGGACUGAUACGUGGUAGGCAUGUUGGAUAAAGAAAGUCCAACGGUCCGAAGACGGAUAAAUCUCCGACGGAAUCACAGACAAGCGGGCGUGCUCUUCCAGAAACAGGUCU
Hyaloscypha bicolor E is the source of this 1129-nucleotide messenger RNA. RefSeq lists its product as uncharacterized. The record is from RefSeq and is a predicted model, not a curated record. Bases 1 to 1026 code for a protein of 341 amino acids. The transcript has 4 exons. NCBI's taxonomy places the organism in Eukaryota, Fungi, Ascomycota, Leotiomycetes, Helotiales, Hyaloscyphaceae.